AUGACCAAACAACACACGGUUGUGCACGAGGCAAACAAUGUGGAGUUUCGCGAGGCUCCCCGCCAUUUCUACCAAUCACAGCCCCAGAAGGCACACGUAGCCGACAUGGCUCAAUAUCGCGAGAUGUACCAACAGUCUAUCGAAGACCCAGAGGGAUUUUUUGGACCAAUGGCCCGCGAGCAUUUGCACUGGGACCGUCCUUUCACCAAGGUUCGCGCUGGUUCUUUGCAGCAUGGUGACUCGGCCUGGUUUCUCAACGGUGAGCUCAAUGCCGCUUACAACUGUGUUGAUAGACAUGCUUUCGCCAAUCCCUCAAAGCCGGCUCUGAUUUACGAGGCGGAUGAUGAAAAGGACAACCGCGUUAUCACUUUCGGCGAGCUUUUGCGCCAAGUUUCGGAAGUGGCUGGUGUUCUAAAAAGCUGGGGUGUGAAAAAAGGCGACACCGUUGCUGUUUAUUUGCCAAUGAUUGCAGAGGCGGUGGUUGCUAUGCUAGCCGUUGCCAGGCUUGGAGCUAUCCAUUCGGUGGUUUUUGCCGGGUUUUCCGCUGGUUCUUUGAAAGAACGUGUCGUGGACGCCGGCUGUAAAGUAGUUAUUACCUGCGACGAGGGUCGUAGGGGUGGAAAAACGGUCCACACCAAAAAAAUUGUCGACGAAGGUUUGAACGGUGUCGACUUGGUCGCCAAGAUUCUUGUAUUCCAAAGAACUGGAUCACAAGGUAUUCCCAUGAAACCUGGCCGUGACUUUUGGUGGCACGAGGAGACCGCUAAACACGGCGGUUACUUGCCACCUACUCCAGUAAACUCCGAAGAUCCUUUGUUUCUUUUGUACACUUCGGGUUCUACGGGUUCACCAAAGGGUGUGGUCCACACUACUGCAGGCUACCUAUUAGGAGCAGCUUUGACCACCAAAUAUGUUUUUGAUAUUCAUUCCGAAGAUGUUCUUUUUACUGCGGGUGAUGUUGGUUGGAUUACCGGUCACACCUACGCCCUAUACGGUCCCCUGGCCCUAGGUACCGCCACUAUCAUUUUCGAAUCUACCCCAGCUUAUCCUGACUAUGGUAGAUAUUGGAGAAUCAUCGAGCGUCACAAGGCCACCCAUUUCUACGUGGCUCCUACAGCUCUUCGACUCAUCAAGCGUGUCGGCGAAGCCGAGAUUGCCAAAUAUGAUACUUCAUCUCUGAGGGUCCUUGGUUCUGUUGGUGAACCUAUUUCUCCAGAUCUAUGGGAAUGGUACCAUGAGAAGGUUGGUAAUAAGGAUUGCGUGAUCUGCGAUACUAUGUGGCAGACCGAAUCGGGCUCUCAUUUGAUUGCUCCUAUGGCCGGCGCUGUCCCUACCAAACCAGGAUCGGCCACAGUUCCAUUUUUUGGCGUGAAUGCAUGCCUAAUCGACCCAGUUUCUGGCGAAGAGUUGAAGGGUCAUGACGUGGAGGGUGUUUUGGCAGUCAAAAACUCUUGGCCUUCAAUGGCUAGGUCUGUAUGGAACAACCACUCUCGUUAUAUCGAAACCUACUUGAAACCAUAUCCUGGCUAUUAUUUCACUGGUGACGGUGCUGGUAGAGAUCACGAUGGUUACUACUGGAUCAGAGGCAGAGUCGACGACGUUGUGAACGUGUCCGGCCACAGAUUGUCUACUGCCGAAAUUGAGGCCGCAUUGGUCGAGCACGAUGGUGUUUCCGAGUCUGCGGUUGUCGGCAUCACCGACGAACUGACCGGCCAGGCAGUCAUCGCGUUUGUGUCUUUGAAGGAUGGAUACUUGCAAGAGAACGCUGCUGAAGGUGACGCAGCCCACAUCACCCCUGACAAUUUGCGUCGUGAGCUUGUUCUUCAGGUUAGAGGAGAGAUUGGACCUUUUGCAGCGCCAAAGUCCGUUGUUGUCGUUAACGAUCUGCCAAAGACCAGGUCCGGCAAAAUCAUGAGAAGAGUCUUGAGAAAAGUGGCGUCCAACGAAGCCGAUCAGCUGGGUGACAUGUCUACUUUGGCUAACGCUGACUGCGUUCCAUCCAUCAUCUCCGCUGUUGAAAACCAAUUUCUCGCUCAAAAGAAGAAGUAG
Molecule: messenger RNA, 2049 nt
Organism: Lachancea dasiensis
Lineage: Eukaryota; Fungi; Ascomycota; Saccharomycetes; Saccharomycetales; Saccharomycetaceae
Source: the annotation of a GenBank genome assembly